AUGCGACAACCACCUAAGCCACUACCUGUCUGUGUAGUACCCACUCAGGCCUCAGUCUGGAUAUGCGACAACCACCUAGGCCACUGCCUGCAUAUGCGACAACCACCUAAGCCACUACCUGUCUGUGUAGUACCCACUCAGGCCUCAGUCUGGAUAUGCGACAACCACCUAGGCCACUGCCUGCAUAUGCGACAACCACCUAAGCCACUACCUGUCUGUGUAGUACCCACUCAGGCCUCAGUCUGGAUAUGCGACAACCACCUAGGCCACUGCCUGCAUAUGCGACAACCACCUAAGCCACUACCUGUCUGUGUAGUACCCACUCAGGCCUCAGUCUGGAUAUGCGACAACCACCUAAGCCACUACCUGUCUGUGUAG
Homalodisca vitripennis (glassy-winged sharpshooter) is the source of this 378-nucleotide messenger RNA. RefSeq lists its product as uncharacterized. Bases 1 to 378 code for a protein of 125 amino acids. NCBI's taxonomy places the organism in Eukaryota, Metazoa, Arthropoda, Insecta, Hemiptera, Cicadellidae. The record is from RefSeq and is a predicted model, not a curated record. The transcript has a single exon.